GCUAAAGCGACCUUAUUCAGUGGACCACUCAGCAGUCGCGCUCGCCCAGAAGGCUGCCGACCUCGAAAUUUCCCAGGAGCCUUGCGACGAACACCAUCGUCAACACUCCCUUUCCCCAAAAGACAAUCACACACGCCCGGUUGAUACCCACCGCGCGCGCGAGAGACAAUGGGCGUAAUCGAAGAGCAGCGCUACCUUCACGAGGACCUCGAGCGCCUCGAGCAGGGCAUCGCCGACCGCAUCAGCGAGGAACCGAAACACAUCCGCGACCGCCUCAACCGCGACCACGAGAUCGCCCAGCUGCUCGACCAGAUUCAGGCACAGUCUGUCAAGCUCCUCGACAUCUACCACGACGCAGACGGCUAUCGGUCGCGCGAGAUCCAGAGCAUCGGCACCGGCGACCCCUUUGAGCAGUUCUACAGCCAGCUCAAGGAUGUGCGCGAGCACCAUGCAAAGUACCCUAACGAGCAGGCCGAGAACUCGGAGGUGCGUUACCGCGUCAAGAAGCCCGACGACGGCGAGAUCAUGCCCUACAUCGUGGACCGCCUCUUCACCGGCGAGGAGGGCUUCGGCCGCUUCUUCGACCUGCACACCUGCCACGAGUCGUACCUCAACUUGCCCAACGUCAAGCGCCUGUCGUACCUCCAGUACCUCGAGGUCUUUGACAACUUCAGCCCGGGCCACGGUGGCCUGAAGCGCGCCGACAAGCUGACGGACCAGUACUUCAAGUAUGUUGGCGAGCUGGCAGAGUACCUCGAGUCCUUCAUGCGGCGCACGCGACCUCUCGAGAACCUCGACAAGGUGUUCCUCGGCUUCGACAACGACUUUGAGGCGGCGUGGGACAAGGACGAGGUGCCGGGGUGGCAGAAGGAGGACGGCGCCAACAGCACGACGCGGGAGCCCGGCACCGCCGACGCCAUCUGGUGCGACGACUGCGAGAAGGAGUUCAAGAACGAGAACGUCUACCGGUCCCACCUGACGGGCCGCAAGCACAUCAAGGCCGCCGAGGCCCGCAAAGCGCGUCUUGACGAGGCGGCCGGGGACGGGACGAACGGCACCACCAACGGCCACCGGGUGUCGGCUACGCGCCUCAAGGAGCGGGCGGUGGCCGAGCGCGAGUACCGGGUCAAGCGGCUCGCGGCGGCCAUGAGCACGGAGCGCGGCGACACGCGCGUCAACGUCGAGCGGCGGCAGGGCAUGACGGAGCGCGAGCGGCAGCAGGAGCUCGAGAAUAUCAUGAACCUGUCGUACUCGGCGCCAGGCGGCGGCGGCACGCAUGGCGGGGUGGACGACGACGACGACGACGACGGCGAGGACGGCGAGGAGAAGAUCUACAACCCGCUUAAGCUGCCGCUUGCGUGGGACGGCAAGCCCAUCCCCUUCUGGCUGUACCGGCUGCACGGUCUGGGCGUUGAGUUCCCCUGCGAGAUCUGCGGUAACUUUGUCUACAUGGGCCGGCGGGCCUUUGACAAGCACUUCAACGAGGCCAGGCACGUGCACGGCCUGCGGUGCCUGGGCAUCACCAACACGACCCUGUUCCGCGACAUCACGAGCAUCGAGGAGGCGGUCAACCUGUGGGACAAGAUCCAGCGGGAGGCCAAGAAGUCAAAGGUCGACGAGGGCAGCGUGGUCCAGAUGGAGGACGCCGAGGGCAACGUCAUGCCGGAGAAGGUGUACUACGACCUGCAGAAGCAGGGCCUGUUGUAAGUCCGGAAGGGGCCAAGGCAUAUUUCGAGGACACGGGGAAUGGAUGGCAAGGGGAAAGGGGGCUCGCUGGUGUAUAAAACCAUGUAAUCCAAGACGAGAGACGAAAAGGAAGGGAGGGGAGGGGGGGACGACUGUAAAUAAAUGUAGACCAUGUUUUCCUGGUCCCCCUUCCCGGCAGUAAAAUGAGAAGCCUGGGCCAGUACAACAACACCAAAAAGAUGUGGUCAAAAUAUGUAUCCUUUCAGACAAGAAAAAAGAGAGAGAAAAAGACACCUAGAUUUCCACGCG
Messenger RNA from Colletotrichum navitas, 1995 nucleotides. RefSeq names its product splicing factor 3a. Gene Ontology annotation, molecular function: RNA binding; zinc ion binding. The record is from RefSeq and is a predicted model, not a curated record. Gene Ontology annotation, biological process: mRNA splicing, via spliceosome. NCBI's taxonomy places the organism in Eukaryota, Fungi, Ascomycota, Sordariomycetes, Glomerellales, Glomerellaceae. The transcript has a single exon. Gene Ontology annotation, cellular component: nucleus; spliceosomal complex. Bases 169 to 1707 code for a protein of 512 amino acids.